ACAACUCCGAGCACCAUUUGAUGGAAAGCACAAACUCAGACUCCGAUCAUAAAUAUGACAUUCAACAAUCUGCAGUUUCUGACUCUGAGAGCGGUAUUUUUGGCUCCAAUUAUCAAGAGAACACACAAUCAGAUGAUUUGAUAAGGAUUGAUGAAGGUGAUAAGAUGCAUCAGAUUGUCAAUAGAAAGUAUAUUUCAGGCUUGGGUAUACUCGGAUUAUCUACACAAAUUGAGGCCAUUCACAAGAAUGCUUAUUCUAGCUUCACAAUGCAAACUAAGCUUCAGUCAUUCCUUAUAUUUUCCAAAGCAAUGGAGAAAAAAUGUGGGGGGAAUGCUAAUGUGAAGUAUGUUGGUUAGGAGCCUCCAAGGAUGAUAUUGACAACAUAUUUUCUCAUGGUUUUGGGAAUUCUAUGAAGAAUGGAGCUUAUGGUCACUGCAUUUGCCUCUCUCCUUAUGAUUAUCCUCUUGAUUGUCUUCAAACAGCUAUUCCUAAUAAGGAUGGGCUAAGGCAUCUAUUGCUUAGUCGUGUGAUACUAGGAAGAUCAGAAGUUGUUCAUCCUGGUUUAGGACAAUCUCAUCCAACUUCUGAGCAGUUUGACACAAGGGUUGACAAUUUACAUUCUCCAAGAAAAUAUAUUGUGUGGAGUAGCAACAUGAAUGCUUAUAUUUUCCCCGACUUUAUGAUCAGUUUCAGAAUAAUUUCGAAGAUCAAAGAGAGUAGAAUGUUUUCAGUUCCUUUAAAAAGUCCAAGUUCAGCGUGGAUUUCUUUUCAUGCUUUGAUAUCUGCACUAUCAAAAACUUUGUCGCCUAACAACGUCAAACUGAUUAAGAAAUAUCAUAGUGAUUAUAAGCAAAAUAAAGGAACAACUGCAGACUCACGCAGCAGCAACUCUAUCAACCUUCAACAAUGGGAUAAUGAAACCUAUCCUUUGCCUCAACAGGAGUCAGAUUAA
Messenger RNA from Nicotiana attenuata, 952 nucleotides. Its product is annotated as probable inactive poly [ADP-ribose] polymerase SRO5. The record is from RefSeq and is a predicted model, not a curated record. NCBI's taxonomy places the organism in Eukaryota, Viridiplantae, Streptophyta, Magnoliopsida, Solanales, Solanaceae. Gene Ontology annotation, molecular function: NAD+ poly-ADP-ribosyltransferase activity. Bases 410 to 952 code for a protein of 180 amino acids. The transcript has 4 exons.